Echinostoma caproni is the source of this 912-nucleotide messenger RNA. The record is from the annotation of a GenBank genome assembly. NCBI's taxonomy places the organism in Eukaryota, Metazoa, Platyhelminthes, Trematoda, Plagiorchiida, Echinostomatidae.
AUGCCUGAUACAUCGACACGGAUUCAACAGACGGUAAAAGGCACUAUUGCUGGUGGCAUCACUGGAGGUAUUGAAAUUUGUAUCACUUUUCCCACGGAAUAUGUGAAAACUCAGCUACAACUAGACGAACGUAUGGGGGCAGCCAAACGAUACAGCGGACCAAUUGACUGCGUUAAAAAAACGGUGCAAUCCCAUGGAAUUCGUGGACUGUAUAGAGGAUUGUCCGUACUGGUAUACGGUUCGAUUCCAAAGUCUGCAGUAAGGUUUGGAGGAUUUGAAGAACUGAAACGACAUAAUCUUUCUCCGGACGGAACUUUGUCACCGGCAAAACGCUUUCUUUGUGGCAUGGGUGCCGGAAUAGGUGAAGCAAUCUUCGCUGUGACACCGAUGGAGACUGUCAAAGUAAAAUUUAUCAACGAUCAGACGUCAAGAAAUCCUCACUAUCGAGGUUUCGUCCACGGAGUUCGUUCAAUCGUUCAGGAAUAUGGAAUUGGCGGCUUAUAUAAAGGUGUGACCGCAACAAUCAUGAAACAAGGUAGCAACCAAGCCAUUCGUUUCUUUGUUAUGGAGACCCUGAAGGACUAUUAUCGCAAGUAUCGAGGAGAUCAGACCAGUGGAUUGCCCGUAUCAAAACCACUCACAGGAUUGUUUGGCAUAGUUGCAGGAGCUGCCUCAGUGUAUGGUAAUACUCCAUUGGAUGUGAUCAAAACACGAAUGCAAGGUCUCGAUGCCCACAAAUACAAGAACACAGUUGAUUGUGCCUUAAAAAUUUGGAAAGAAGAAGGACCUUUCGCUUUCUACAAGGGCACCGUUCCCAGAUUGGGCCGCGUUUGCCUGGAUGUAUGCAUCUCUUUCAUGAUCUAUGACUCUUUCAUGGAAAUGUUUCAAAAACCCCGGCCAACCAAAUUGUGA